This is a messenger RNA of Mollisia scopiformis, 1773 nucleotides long. RefSeq names its product pectin lyase-like protein. Gene Ontology annotation, biological process: carbohydrate metabolic process. Lineage: Eukaryota; Fungi; Ascomycota; Leotiomycetes; Helotiales; Mollisiaceae. The transcript is spliced from 3 exons. The record is from RefSeq and is a predicted model, not a curated record. Gene Ontology annotation, molecular function: polygalacturonase activity. The coding region runs from base 1 to 1773 and encodes 590 amino acids.
AUGCUUUCCAGGAUUCUUUCUGCACUUCUUGUGCCUUCUCUUCUCUUCUCAUCAUUUGCUCAAGCUGAAGUCGAUACCAGCUCCGUUGGACCUCUUACCCCGCUCUCUUCUAAGUCAACUAUUUGUAACGUCCUGGACUAUGGUGCUGUUGCCGACAAUAGCACAGAUAUUGGGCUUGCGAUCCUGUCCGCCUUUACCAGUUGCGCAAAAGCUGGAGGUGCUACCCUUUAUAUUCCUCCAGGAUCAUACUCCAUUGCGACUGGUGUAGUUCUGAACGGGGGAUCUGCUUAUGCCAUCCAAAUUGAUGGUCUUAUAACACUCACCUCGGACGGAUCAUUCAACGGCAAUGCCAUCGUCAUUGAGAAUGCUUCUGAUGUCGAAGUCUUCUCAAGCAAUGCUCUUGGUGCCAUCAAUGGACAAGGAUACAUUGAACGGAUCACAUCAUCUGGACAGAACGCUCGACUCUUCCGAUUUAUCAGUUGUUCGGACAUUUCUAUCCACGACAUGAUCUUCGUCGAUUCCCCUACUUUCCACCUAGUUUUCAACGAAGUCUCGAACAUGGAAGCAUACCACAUCACCGUUCGCGGACCAGACCUUGGAGGAACUGAUGGAGUUGAUGUGACCUGCACCGACAAUUGCUACAUGCAUGACAUCGAAGUUACCAACAGAGACGAAUGUAUCAGUGUCAAAUCGCCGUCAAACAACAUUCUCAUCGAAGACAUUUACUGCAACCAAAGCGGCGGGAUGUCAAUCGGCUCUCUGACAGCGGACAUCACCGAUUCCUCUGAUGCUGCUGCUCUAUCAAACAUCACCAUGCGCAACAUCUACAUCUUUCAAUGCACCCAAAUGCUGAUGAUCAAGACCUUCCCCGGUGGAACAGGAGCAGAAGGAUAUGUCAAAGACUCUGUCUUCGAAAACUUCUGGGCCUACGAUACAACCUAUGCCCUAGAGAUCGACCAGUACUGGGAAUCUACCACAACGCCAGACACUGGAGCUGUCGCUCUCAGCAGUCUCACAUUCAGCAACUGGACCGGAACAAUGGACAACGGUGCCGAACGAGGCGCAAUUGUCAUCCGAGGCUCAGACAUUGUCCCCGCAGUCGAUAUCAGCCUCGAAGAUUUCGACAUGUGGACUGUGAACGGAAAUAAAGUCAUCAACCAAUGCAAGAAUGUCUACGGGACAGGCUAUUGCGCAGGGACUUCUACAGCUGCGUCUUUAACGACGUUUACUACCAGUGUUACGAGCACGGUUGCUCCCACGGGGUUUGUGACUCCAACUAGUCCAGCGUGGGGCAUCAGUGGGUAUGGGACUACGGACCCGAUCCCGGUGUAUACACCUGCUGUGUUCUGGAGUCCGGCUAGCAGUGGGGUGGCGAGUACGACUGCGUCUGCGGAUGGAGCUGUGAGUGCGAGUGCUAGUGUAGCGAAGUCUACAGCUGCUUCGUCUUCGCUGAAAACUUCGUCUGUGGUGAAGGUCGUUAGCACAUCGGCGUCCUUGCCUACAUCAAUCGGAUCAUCAAUCGAAGCCUCGAGCUCUUCAUCUCUCGCUGUUACCUCGAGCCUUGAACUCUCUACAUCCCUCUCAACACCAACGCCCACGACCCUUCUCGCCGUCCCCUCUUCUGCGUCGACAAUCUUAAUAUCCUCUCCGUCAAUAAGCACAGGGAGAGUGACAAGAACUAGAUUAACCCAUACACCGAGACCGAUGAGCACUGGUAGUAGUGUUGUUGAUGGACAGGGCGGUGGAGAAGACGGGGAGAGUUGUGAGUGGUGA